Staurois parvus is the source of this 423-nucleotide messenger RNA. Lineage: Eukaryota; Metazoa; Chordata; Amphibia; Anura; Ranidae. The record is from the annotation of a GenBank genome assembly.
AUGCGCCCCUGUACCGCCUCCUCAUGCUGCUGCCAGGCCCGUAAUCUGCCAUGGGCCCCCGUACCGACUCCUCAUUGCUGCUGCCAGGCCCGUAAUCUGCCAUGGGCCCCUGUACAACCGCCCUCCUCAUGCUGCUGCCCAGGUCCAGAGUGUGUCAUGGGUCCCUGUACGGCCCUCCCAUUGCUGCUGUCUCUAUCGCCACACUCUGCCAUGUGCCACUUUCAGGUCUCCUCACACUGCUGGUGGUUUCCAUUUUUGUCAUAGGGUGCUGUAUGGCCUCCCAUUGCUGCUUGCUGCCUCCACCGCCACACUGUGGCUCCACACUCUGGUUUUGGCCCCGUGGACUGCCCAAAUGAGUGAAGUGUGCUCUCUCUGAAGCCUAGAAACACCCAUUUUUUAAGUUAAAUUCACAGCGAAUAUAUU